CAUCAUCAUCAUCAUCAAUUAACACUUAAAUUGUCUCCCUAAACUCAGUUGGUAGCAUAUAAAAUAAAUUUUGUUUCCUCAAAGACUCCCCAUAAAUUCGGCUUCAGUUUCAAUGAAAUGAAAUGAAGCAGACUUGAAGCGCUCCAGGCUUUCUGGGUAAAAUAAAAUGUAACGAUGAAGACUCUAUCACAGCUGUAUAUUUUCUUUGGGAGGAACUUGGACGGGAGCGUCUGAAGGCGCGUUCUCUGCAGCGCAUAUGGUCACAAGACUUGGGCAUGAGCGAGCAAAAACAUCGGCACGCUGACAGGUCGGCUCUAGGCUCACAGGCCCUCAGAUCCUGUCCUCUGCAUCCAACAGGUUGCGUCUUUUGGAGAACUGGUCUCCUGCGCGCUUCAGCGUUCCUGUCUUCUCUUUCUUUAAUCAGUGAGGUUCGUGUAUUUUAAUUUAAUUUGAUUUUUUUUUGUGUAAAGUUUUAGAGUUGCGUUUUUUCUAACAUGAUCCGGUGAUUCAUCUAUGUAGGAAUGUUGAUUUUACAUGAAAUCAAACGUUGAUUUCAAACAGAGUGAUGAUUUGGCGCGCAAAGGAGUUGCGCACACCAAAGUGAACGAGUGUCUCUUGGGGGAAAAAUUACACCGAAGAUGUCAACAUUGCUCUACCACCCACUCGAAACCGAUUGUAUUACCUUCAAGAAGGUGGCUCUCCGUAUAAAUAGGAACGCAUUAUUUGAAGAAAGACGGUGCUGAGCGCAAUCUGCUGGCUGUUCUUACGCAUCGGGACCACAGACCACACCUGGAAGAUUUUCCACAAGACAAGUGUGCCCACUCUCCAGGACAUUAGCAUCUUUAAUUAUUAAACUGACAGUGAAGCCAUGCAUGUGGAGAGGAAGUGGCACAUACUGUUGACUAUCUUCUUUCUGCUCAUCACCUCGGGUCAGUGCAUGGACAGCAAGGAGGUCAAGCAGAAAGAAAGAAGGACCCUGUUGGAUCUAAUCUUACAGGUUAUCAGGGACAGCCAGCAACGGGAGAAACCCGUGUCAAGGCGCUGUGGAGGCGCACCUCACUCCUCAGCUCAAGACAUCAAGUUCUCCUCUCGGGAAAAGCCUUUCUAUGUCCCCAGGCUGGACAACAGCAGACUCAUAGAUAUCGCUGCUAGAGAAGCACACCUGAAAGAAAAAUUCAUUCAGCAUUUUGGAGCAGGACAUGUCAAGUUCUCACCCGAGUGCAAAACACACUUUCAUAGAUUAUAUCACAACACAAGGGAUUGCUCAACACCAACAUAUUACAAAAGAUGUGCAAGAUUGCUAACACGACUAGCAAUGAGCCCACUCUGCAUGCAAUCGUAGAUUUUACAUGUCCCUGUAUAAUGGAAGAGGGAUCAAUGUGUUGCCAAGUGCCUUCAAACCCACAGCAAACAUGAGAACAUAUUUGUGUUUAAAAAACAUCUUUUUGUUGUUAUUACUGAAAAUGAUGAAUGGAAAGUGUUAGUUGCUGUUUUGAUGGAUCUGAAUGGAACAUGUAUUUUUAAGUAAUUUAAUUUAAAUGCACCUAUUUAUUGAACGACUUACUGAUCAUUUAAAAAAGUGAUUAUUUUGGUUAUAAAGGUUAUAUUUGAUGGAGAGAAGUUUUUAUAUAUAUAUAUAUAAAUUCCACUGUUACAACCACACUGAUAUUAUGCUCCAUCGUUGUCUUCAUUAAACUUUAUUUGGCACUUGAGUGAUUGUUGAAAAAGAGAUUCUAUGAAGUAAUGGUGAUUACUCACUGCAUUAUUAAUAAAGAAUAUUGAAGCACAGAAGAUUUUGUCAUUACUGGAGUGAAGGAGGAAGUGGAGGCAGGUGGUGUGAGGGCCAAGGCCGUAGAUGGAGCACUGGGGAGUGGACGGCUCAUUAACUGGCAACGUGCUUGGUGUCUUUGUCCAAAUGUCUUCUCUUUUACAUAAGAAUGCAGUCUUCUUGUCAACUAAUAUUUAAAAUUCAUACCAAAAACUCUGAACAAGUCUGGCAUUCAGCUGAUAAAUUCCUAUUUUUUGCUGUCUUAAAGGUGCGGUGUACAAGAGUAAGAUUUUUACAGUGAAAUAAUCCCAAAACAGUCUAACGUCUCCGUCGUGUUGGAAGGAAUGUUAUAAUGAAACAUAUUUCAUUCUCAGUUGGCUGGGGGCUUGUCAGUUUUUCUCCUUUCAAAAUAAAGGGGAAAAGGACAUAGCUACUGCUUACCAUUUGUGAGUGUAGGGUUACCGUGUCUCUUAUGAGCUAACGCUGCAUCACCAGCAUUUGUAAUUCGACUACAGACAACAAAAAGCUCCAGAGUUGUUCAAAGCUUCAAAGCUAUAACAAGAGUGACCCAAAAGUAAUUUCUUGUACCCCUAAGAAGUCAUGGCAUCUUUUUGUUUUACUCUAAAAUUGAGAACAGAGGGCUAGAGGCUAACAUUGAGCUAACAAAGCUAAUGGUGAAAUAGAAGCAAAUUGUCAGCUCUAAAAACAUCUCAAGAUACCUUUUCAAUUGCAAAUAACUCGAUAUUACAAUGAAAUGUAAGUGUGAAGUGAAUAAUGAGUCAAUUGUGGCGUUUUACUUCCUUAAAUGAGUCGUUCGGAUUCAUAACAGCAAGCUAACAGCAAGACAGCAAACAUCCACUCUUCCUCCAUGCCAAGGCAUAUUACCAUACUAAACAUAGUAAUUGUAUCAUUCUUUUGUUCCCUGGACUAGCUCUAUACCCUUAGGGGGGUCCUGGAGGGUGCACGGGCGUUCACCCAACAAUCUACAUGUGUUUUGUGGAUUUGGAGAAGGCGUUCAACCUUCAACCACGUCCCUCAGGAGGCUCUGUAGGGGCACUUGGGGAGUAUGGGGUACCUGGCUCUCUGAUAGGGACUGCAAAUCCCUUAUAUGACCGGUGUCAGAAAUUGGUCGGUAUUGUUGUAAGUCAGGCUCGUUUUCAAUGAGAGUUGGACUCCUCUAAUGCUGCCCUUUGUCACUGAUUGUGUUCAUAACUUUUGUGGACAGGAUUUCUAGGCACAGCCAAGGUGUUGAGAUUAGUUUUGGUGGCCCGAGGAUCAGAUCUCUGCUUUAUGGAGAUGGUUCUGUUGGCUUCAUCAGAACAUGAUCUCCAGCUUUUGCUGGGUAUCUGGUUAUGAUGUAUCCUGGACACCCACCUCGUGAGGUUUUCUAGGCACUUUCCAAUCGGGAGAAGACCUAAAGGAAGGCCCAGGACACUUUGGAGGGACUAUGUCUCUUGGCUUUCCAGCGAAAGACUCAUGAUUCCCCUGGAGGAGCUGGCCCAAGUGGCUGGGGAGAGGGAAGUCUGAGCUUCCCUGCUUAGGCUACUGCCCUCGCAACCCUACCCUAGAUAAGCUGAAAAUGGAUGGAUG
Nothobranchius furzeri (turquoise killifish) is the source of this 3358-nucleotide messenger RNA. It is a transcript of the gene alkal1, whose product is annotated as ALK and LTK ligand 1. Gene Ontology annotation, biological process: positive regulation of ERK1 and ERK2 cascade; positive regulation of ERK5 cascade. The record is from RefSeq and is a predicted model, not a curated record. Gene Ontology annotation, molecular function: receptor signaling protein tyrosine kinase activator activity; receptor tyrosine kinase binding. NCBI's taxonomy places the organism in Eukaryota, Metazoa, Chordata, Actinopteri, Cyprinodontiformes, Nothobranchiidae.